GUCCUGAAGGCACUAUCCUGUUCAACAAAGUCCACGACAUAUGUGUCCCAUCAUGUGAUUGCACAGGACCAGAUGGAAAACCCAAACUGCCUGGAGAGAAAUGGACAGUUGGCUGUAAAGAGUGUGUCUGUGACAUCACCAAUGGCGUCCAGUGUCAGCCAAUACCAUGCCCGACCCCGCAGAUCCCCAACUGCAGUGAGCCCGGCCAGAAGCAAGUCAAUGAGAGCGAUGGCUGCUGCUCAACACUGAAAUGUGAAUGCGAUGUUUCCUUGUGUGACCCUCCAAUGACCUGCCCGCUGGGUUUUGAACUGCACCACGUUAAUGGCAUCUGCUGCAAGACUUACGUGUGUGCGCCUAAAGGUGUGUGUGUCUUCAUGGGCACUGAGUACAUGCCUGGUGAAAAAAUACCAACACCAGAUUCUCCAUCACCACCAACAACAACAACCGGACACCCAACAGGACCAACAAGUGGAGCACCUGGUCAAUCAAGAGGAACACCUGGAACACCUGGCCAAUCAGCAGGAACACCUGGUCAAUCAGCAGGAACACCUGGAACACCUGGUCAAUCAGCAGGAACACCUGGAACACCUGGCCAAUCAGCAGGAACACCUGGAACACCUGGCCAAUCAGCAGGUACAACUAGGGCACCUGGUCAAUCAGCAGGAACACCUGGAACACCUGGUCAAUCAGAACACCUGGAACACCUGGUCAAUCAGCAGGAACAACUAGAGCACCUGGUCAAUCAGCAGGAACACCUGGUCAAUCAGGAGGAACACCUGGAAUACCUGGUCAAUCCGCAGGAACACCUGGAACACCUGGUCAAUCAGGAGGACCACCUGGAACACCUGGUCAAUCAGCAGGAACAACUAGAGCACCUGGUCAAUCAGGAGGAACCCCUGGAACACCUGGUCAAUCAGGAGGAACACCUGGAAUACCUGGCCAAUCAGCAGGAACACCUGGAACACCUGGUCAAUCAGCAGGAACAACUAAGGCACCUGGUCAAUCAGGAGGAACACCUGGAAUACCUGGCCAAUCAGCAGGAACACCUGGAACACCUGGCCAAUCAGCAGGAACAACUAAGGCACCUGGUCCAUCAGGAGGACCACCUGGAACACCUGGUCAAUCAGCAGGAACAACUAAGGCGCCUGGUCCAUCAGGAGGACCACCUGGAACACCUGGCCAAUCAGGUGGAACACCUGGAACACCUGGUCAAUCAGCAGGAACACCUGGAGCUCCUGGUCAAUCAGGAGGAACACCUGGUCCAUCAGGCCAACAACUGCAGGCAUGGGCCAGCCAUCGGGAUCAACAACAGCAGGAAUGGGCCAGCCAUCGGGACCAACAACAACAAGAAUGGGCCAGCCAUCAGGACCAACAACUGCAGGAAUGGGCCAGCCAUCAGGACCAACAACAGCAGGCAUGGGCCAGCCAUCGGGACCAACAACUGCAGGAAUGGGUCAGCCAUCGGGACCAACAACAGCAGGAAUGGGUCAGCCAUCGGGACCAACAACUGCAGGAAUGGGCCAGCCAUCAGGACCAACAACAGCAGGCAUGGGCCAGCCAUCGGGACCAACAACUGCAGGAAUGGGUCAGCCAUCGGGACCAACAACAGCAGGAAUGGGUCAGCCAUCGGGACCAACAACUACAGGAAUGGGUCAGCCAUCGGGACCAACAACAGCAGGAAUGGGUCAUCCAUCGGGACCAACAACUGCAGGAAUGGGUCAGCCAUCGGGACCAACAACAGCAGGAAUGGGUCAGCCAUCGGGACCAACAACUGCAGGAAUGGGUCAGCCAUCGGGACCAACAACAGCAGGAAUGGGUCAGCCAUCGGGACCAACAACUGCAGGAAUGGGCCAGCCAUCGGGACCAACAACAGCAGGAAUGGGUCAGCCAUCGGGACCAACAACAGCAGGAAUGGGCCAGCCAUCGGGACCAACAACAGCAGGAAUGGGUCAGCCAUCGGGACCAACAACUGCAGGAAUGGGUCAGCCAUCGGGACCAACAACUGCAGGAAUGGGUCAGCCAUCGGGACCAACAACAGCAGGCAUGGGCCAGCCAUCGGGACCAACAACUGCAGGAAUGGGUCAGCCAUCGGGACCAACAACAGCAGGAAUGGGUCAGCCAUCGGGACCAACAACAGCAGGAAUGGGCCAGCCAUCGGGACCAACAACAGCAGGAAUGGGCCAGCCAUCGGGACCAACAACUGCAGGAAUGGGUCAGCCAUCGGGACCAACAACUGCAGGAAUGGGCCAGCCAUCGGGACCAACAACAGCAGGCAUGGGCCAGCCAUCGGGACCAACAACUGCAGGAAUGGGUCAGCCAUCGGGACCAACAACAGCAGGAAUGGGUCAGCCAUCGGGACCAACAACUGCAGGAAUGGGUCAGCCAUCGGGACCAACAACUGCAGGAAUGGGUCAGCCAUCGGGACCAACAACUGCAGGAAUGGGUCAGCCAUCGGGACCAACAACUGCAGGAAUGGGUCAGCCAUCGGGACCAACAACAGCAGGAAUGGGUCAGCCAUCGGGACCAACAACUGCAGGAAUGGGUCAGCCAUCGGGACCAACAACUGCAGGAAUGGGUCAGCCAUCGGGACCAACAACUGCAGGAAUGGGUCAGCCAUCGGGACCAACAACAGCAGGAAUGGGUCAGCCAUCGGGACCAACAACUGCAGGAAUGGGUCAGCCAUCGGGACCAACAACAGCAGGAAUGGGUCAGUCAUCAGGACCAACAACCACAGGAAUGGGUCAGCCAUCAGGACCAACAACUGCAGGAAUGGGUCAGUCAUCAGGACCAACAACUGCAGGAAUGGGUCAGUCAUCAGGACCAACAACCACAGGAACAGGCAUGACUUAUGCCCCAGGACCCUGCAUGGAAUGUGUGUGCGGCCCAUAUAUGGAUCCAGUCACCCAGGUUAACAUCAUAAAUUGCAAACCCAUUGUUUGCAACACCACCUGCCCAGAAGGUUUUGAAUAUGAGGAACUACCAAACAAGUGUUGUGGGAAGUGUUUCCAGAAGAGAUGUGUCGUCAUCACACCUAACAACAUCAAGAU
Cheilinus undulatus (humphead wrasse) is the source of this 3047-nucleotide messenger RNA. RefSeq names its product probable cyclin-dependent serine/threonine-protein kinase DDB_G0292550. NCBI's taxonomy places the organism in Eukaryota, Metazoa, Chordata, Actinopteri, Labriformes, Labridae. The record is from RefSeq and is a predicted model, not a curated record. Bases 285 to 2912 code for a protein of 875 amino acids. The transcript is spliced from 9 exons.